UUCCCAAUCAAGACUUGGGCAUCCGCGCGAUGUGACAAGGUCGGGCGCGCAUGAAUUUUCUGCGGGUCACUAUUACAUGCCGACGGGCAGUGAGCCGGCAAAGACUUGGCCAGUUCGAUCAUAAUAAUACCGCUGCUGCUGCUGCUGCUGCUCGAAACGCUAGACUGUUCUCCUCCCGAAUCAAUCCCUACUCGUAUUGCUUGGGUCGUCCAUCAAAACGACCGUUGCUUCCUGUGACCCCUCCUCUGUUGCGUCUUCCACUGUCAUCACACUCGACAUAUACCACCACCACCAUCACCACCACCAUGUCCACCGAGAUCACCCACCCCACCAUCGUCGAUGGCUGGUUCCGCGAGAUCAGCGACAUGUGGCCCGGCCAGGCCAUGACGCUGCGGGUCAAGAAAGUGGUGCACCACGAGAAGAGCAAAUACCAGGACGUGCUGAUCUUCGAGAGCACCAACCACGGGAUGGUGUUGGUCCUCGAUAACGUGAUCCAAUGCACGGAGCGGGACGAGUUCUCCUACCAGGAGAUGAUCACGCACCUGGGGAUGUUCUCGCACCCGGAGCCGAAGCGCGUGCUGGUGAUCGGCGGCGGCGACGGCGGCGUGCUGCGCGAGGUGGUUAAGCACGAGAGCGUCGAGGAGGCGGUGCUGUGCGACAUCGACGAGGCCGUCAUCCGCCUGAGCAAGCAGUACCUCCCCGAGAUGAGCGUCAGCUACCAGCACCCCAAGGUCAAGGUCCACGUCGGCGAUGGCUUCAAAUUCCUGGAGGACUACAAGGACGCGUUCGAUGUCAUCAUCACCGACUCGUCGGACCCGGAGGGCCCGGCCGAGAGCUUGUUCCAGAAGCCGUACUUCGAGUUGCUGCACGGCGCCCUCCGCGAAGGCGGUGUCAUUACUACCCAAGCCGAGAACCCAUGGCUCCACCUCAGUAUGAUCAAGAACCUCAAGGCCUCGGUCAAGCAGGUGUUCCCCGUGGCCGAGUACGGCUGGACCACCAUCCCGACCUACCCGAGCGGUCAGAUCGGCUUCAUGGUCUGCACCAAGGACGGCAGCCGCGAUGUCACCAAGCCGCUCCGUUCGCUGAGCGACGCUGAGGAGGACCGCCUCUUCCGAUACUACAGCAAGAAGGUCCACGAGGCCGCUUUCGUCCUUCCCAAGUUCGCCGAGAAAGAGCUGCGGUGAGGCGCUGGAGGAGAGAUGGUAGGGGCAACGAACGCCCGCGACUGAGGAUGGAUGCAUGGCGAGUAGCAAACAUCGCAAAGGACGGGUCUGCACACGUAGUCGAUCAGUAGCGGCAGGCCUGCAUGGCUGGCUCAUAGGAUAGA
Molecule: messenger RNA, 1327 nt
Organism: Dissoconium aciculare CBS 342.82
Lineage: Eukaryota; Fungi; Ascomycota; Dothideomycetes; Mycosphaerellales; Dissoconiaceae
Product: spermine synthase
Exons: 2
Coding region: 306-1184 (292 amino acids)
Biological process (GO): spermidine biosynthetic process
Cellular component (GO): cytosol
Molecular function (GO): spermidine synthase activity
Source: RefSeq, a predicted model, not a curated record